UUAUCACCUAUAACCACCACUUUGAACACACAUGGACUUCCUUUAUUUUUCACUUCAUGUUCAACGUCGAUUUCAAUCCUCACAGGACACUCGCUAUUUGUAAGUGUAUAGAAAAAAUUUUGUUAAAACCAUUGUCUGUAAACCAUUAAUUAUUAUUUUUUUUUUAAGAGGAUGUUGUACAUAUCACUCAAUCCAUUUGUUGUUUCUUGGUUCUUUUUUUUUCAAGGCUAAAGUACUGCCAGGACCCCUAGUGGUCAUCAGUUAUCUGCAAAAAAAUAAAUAAAUAAAUAAAUGCUGCUUUAUCAAUAGUGCCUUCCAAUGAACCGAAAGUUAUGCGAUCAAAAGAUGUUUUAACACCUCGUUAUGUACAGUAUUUUACAAUGACUUACGAGCAAUGGCGAGCUUCCUACGAUCACAAAACCUAUGAUGUAUACAAUGGUUGGGGAAAUCAACUUGCUUCGCAUUUAGUUACACUGGGUAUCACGUGUACCAUCAUUUUUCGAUACCAUCAUAUUCGAGAUCCUACUUCAUGGAAAAAGAAAUCCAAUUUAUUCAGUGCCAUAGGUCACUGUACAAAUAGCGAGUGUCCUGUGAGGAUUGAAAUCGACGUUGAACAUGAAGUGAAAAAUAAAGGAAGUCCAUGUGUGUUCAAAGUGGUGGUUAUAGGUGAUAAAAAGCACGAUCCAAAGAAGGAAACGACCGGCCGUCCAUUGACUGGAGCUGCUCGAGAAGCUAUGGCAAAACAAGUUAAUCAACAUGGACCCCUAGUCAUCUAUCAACGUAAUUUACGAUAUGCUAAUGAAGAUUUUCUAAAAGAAGGAAACUUUAGUGAAGUUCCAUCAAUAGAUGUAUUGAAGAGAACCAAACAACAGUAUAACAGGAAAUAUCAACUUGAUGAAAAUAUUUUCCAAGACGUACCAGCAAAUGUUAGUUCAGAAUCGAAUUCAGACCAUCUAAGCGCAUCGAACGCUGUAUUUUCAAAACGUACUUCUGUUAUCAAACGUCAAAAAGAAAAACUUGAAGAAAAGGACGCUGACGAAUUAGAGGAAGAACUUGGGGGAGCCGAUGAUCCAUUACCUGAAGAAGAUGACGAUGAAGAAUAUACGACGUUAAAAAAGAAACCAAAGCCCAAAUUGGAACGCCCAAUUCUUGAUCCAGCUUAUCAGAGUCGACUUAAUCAAGAUCAAGCCAAACGUUUCAAUUAUUUACUUGAACAAACAGAAAUAUUCUCACAUUUCGUUCAAGACGGUACAUUAAAUAAACAUCAUAAAGGUCAAUCAUCACCGUUAAAAAUGAAAUUGCCAGUCGAAGCAGAAAAACAGAAAUCAACUGCAAGUACUGGCAGUGGAGAUCACCGCCAUCGUAUGACUGAAGAAGAAGAAGAUGAAGAAUUAUUGCAUGAUGCAAAAGAUGCAGAAAAACGGGAUAUAACUAGAUUUGAUGAGUCCCCCUGGUUUGUAAAAGGUGGCGAAAUGCGCGACUAUCAAGUACGUGGCCUCAAUUGGAUGAUAUCCUUGUUUGAAAAUGGUAUUAAUGGUAUUUUGGCUGAUGAAAUGGGCCUAGGCAAGACAUUGCAAACAAUAUCUCUGCUUGGUUAUAUGAAACAUUAUCGUAAUGCUGGUUCACCACAUAUGGUCAUAGCACCAAAAUCAACAUUACAAAAUUGGAUGAAUGAGUUUCAACGUUGGGUACCAUCAAUAAAAAGUGUUUGUUUAAUUGGUUUACAAGAAGAACGUAAUCGAAUUAUUCGCGAAGAGAUAGAACCGGGUGAUUGGGAUGUGUUAGUAACAUCAUACGAAUGUGUCUUACGUGAAAGUACUGUAUUAAAAAAGUAUAAUUGGCGUUAUAUUUGCAUUGAUGAAGCGCAUCGAAUCAAAAAUGAACAAUCAAAAUUAAGUAAAAUGGUUCGAUUAUUGAAAUCAACAAACCGUUUAUUAAUUACUGGCACACCAUUACAAAAUAAUCUUCAUGAAUUAUGGGCACUUUUGAACUUUUUAUUACCCGAUGUGUUUGAUUCGGCUGACGAUUUUAAUGCUUGGUUUGAUACACAAAAAUGUCUUGCGGAUGAUACCGAAUUAGUUACACGUUUACACGGUAUUUUGAAACCAUUUUUAUUAAGACGAUUAAAAAGUGAUGUUGAAAAAAAACUACCACCAAAAGUUGAAACAAAAUUAUAUGUUGGUCUUGCACCUUUACAACGACAAUGGUAUACAAAAAUUUUAAUGAAAGAUAUUGAUAUAUUGAAUAGUGCAAGUGGAAAAUUGGAUAAAGUUCGUCUGUUGAAUAUUCUGAUGCAAUUAAGAAAAUGUGCUAAUCAUCCAUAUAUUUUUGAUGGAGCCGAACCUGGUCCACCGUACACGACCGAUAAACAUUUAGUUGAUAAUUGUGGAAAAAUGGUUAUUCUAGAUAAAUUAUUGAUCAAAUUAAAAGAACAAGGAUCACGUGUAUUGUUAUUUAGUCAAAUGACGAGAAUGUUAGAUAUAUUAGAAGAUUAUUGUAUAUGGAGAAAUUUUGAAUAUUGUCGAUUAGAUGGUCAAACAUCACAUGAAGAUCGUCAAGCGUCAAUCGAUGCUUAUAAUAAACCCAAUAGCACAAAAUUUUUAUUCAUGUUAAGUACAAGAGCUGGUGGUUUGGGUAUUAAUUUGGCAACAGCGGAUAUUGUUGUAUUAUACGAUAGCGAUUGGAAUCCACAAGUUGAUUUACAAGCCACAGAUAGAGCCCAUCGAAUAGGACAAACAAAAACCGUUCGUGUCUUUCGUUUGAUAACUGAACAUACAGUUGAAGAACGAAUUUGUGAACGUGCCGAAAUGAAAUUACGGCUCGAUCAUGUUGUUAUUCAACAAGGACGUUUACAAGAUGCAUCGACAAAAUUAGGAAAAGACGAAAUGUUAUCAAUGAUUCGUCAUGGAGCAUCACAUGUAUUCUCAUCAAAACAAGGCGAAAGUGAAUUAGAUAAAGAUAUUGACUUGAUUUUGGCUGAAGGUGAACAAAAAACGCAAGAAUCACGAAAGAAAUUUGAGGCAUUAGGUGAAAAUCAAUUGAGAAAAUUUACUAUUGAUAAUGCGGAUUCAACAGAUGGUGAUGGAAAAGAAACUGGUUCUAUUUAUAAAUUCGAAGGCGAAGAUUAUCGUGAGAAACAAUCGUCUGGUCUUGGUAUUAAAUGGAUUGAGCCGCCUAAGCGUGAACGUAAAGCAAAUUAUGCUGUUGAUGCUUAUUUUCGUGAAGCAUUACGAAUGACUGAACCACGUGCGCCAAAAGCACCGCGACCACCACGUCAACCAAAUGUACAAGAUUUUCAGUUUUUUCCACCAAGAUUAUUCGAAUUAUUAGAUCGUGAGAUUUAUGCAUAUCGAAAACAAAUCGGUUAUAAAGCUGUACGUGAUCCAGAUUUGGAUGAUAAUGAAAGUAAACGGCAACAGCAACAAGAACAGAGAAAAAUUGAUGAAUCAGAACCGUUGACAGAUGAUGAGCAAUAUGAAAAAGAACAAUUGUUACAACAAGGUUUUACAAAUUGGACAAAACGUGAUUUUAAUCAAUUUAUCAAAGCAAACGAAAAAUAUAGUCGUGAUGAUUUAGAAAAUAUAUGUAAAGAUGUUGAAGGUAAAACACCGGAAGAAGUCAUGGCCUAUGCGCGAAUCUUCUGGGAUCGUUGUCAUGAAUUAACUGAUAUCGAACGUAUUAUGGCACAAAUUGAACGUGGUGAAACAAAAAUACAUCGACGUAUCAGUAUUAAAAAAGCACUUGACACAAAAAUGGCACGUUAUAAAGCACCAUUUCAUCAAUUACGUAUUCAAUAUGGAACUAAUAAAGGAAAAAAUUAUACGGAAGAAGAAGAUCGAUUUCUACUUUGCAUGCUUCAUAAACUUGGCUUUGAUAAAGAAAAUGUUUAUGAAGAAUUGCGCUAUGCUGUUAGACAAUCACCGCAAUUUCGUUUCGAUUGGUUCUUGAAAUCACGCACAUCAAUGCGAGAACAAGAAUUAGAAGAAAAAGAGCGUGCUGAAAAGAAAAAAGGGCGAUCGAAACUGAACACUUCCAAUUCACAAGCAGCCACAAUAUCAAAGAGCAAUGGUGGCCAAAAACGAAAACCCGAUGCAUUUGCAACACCACCUACCAGUUCACCAGCCAAACGAAAGAAGAAAGUAAUAUAA
Molecule: messenger RNA, 4148 nt
Organism: Didymodactylos carnosus
Lineage: Eukaryota; Metazoa; Rotifera; Eurotatoria; Philodinida; Philodinidae
Source: the annotation of a GenBank genome assembly